AUGUAUCUAACAGUCCAUAAUACACCGUCAUUGCAAUACUAUCUCUCCAUGCUGCACAAUAACCAAACAGUCCUCCCCACCGAAAUCCUCCUCCUCAUAGCCCGCCUCCUCAACCCAUGGGACCUCAUAAACCUCGCAAUCGCCAUCCCAGGCCUCGACCACCAAUAUAAACCAAAAUACUGGCUUCCAAUCCGAGACACACACGGAAACACUCUCUUACACAUCUGCGCCGCGCACGGGCUAGACAAUUUCCUCAUCUCCCUGUUUGAAAAGAAAUUCGACCUGAAUGUAACAAAUCAGCACGGCUAUACUGCCCUCCACAGCGCCUGCCAGCAUGGCUAUGAGAGCUCUGCCAGGCUUUUACUGAAUGCAGCCACUAGUAGUAGUGGGCCAGAUCCCAACACGCCAACUAUUGGGGGUACGACUGCACUGCAUUUGGCAGUCAAGGCGGGAAACCUGCCGACUAUCCAGUUGUUGAUUGAUAGAGGGGCUGAUCUGUUCGCGUGCAGUUCGGGGGGUUAUACUGCGUUGCACUGGGCUGUGGAUUCUGGACACGAUCGUGUCGUUGACCUGUUGUUAUCUCGUGCUGAAGCUGUCCUCUCGGAGCAGGAUGAUUUGGGGAGGACGGCUUUGCAUUUGGCAGCCUGGCAGGGACGUGGAGAGAUUGUGCAGCGGCUGCUCGAGGCUGGUGCUGAUCCUGGAGUCCGGGAUCGCGAUGGUUAUACGCCAGCGGACCUUGCUGGUCAGUCGAGGCAGGGAGAUGUUGUUUGGGGAUUGCGGAAAUUGGAUAGUCCUCGUUUUGUUCAGUUCGUUUCCUCCAUUAUAUAUUCUGUUGUAUAUGGAAUUAUGAGGCGGGGUUGA
Messenger RNA from Aspergillus puulaauensis, 861 nucleotides. RefSeq names its product ankyrin repeat domain-containing protein. Lineage: Eukaryota; Fungi; Ascomycota; Eurotiomycetes; Eurotiales; Aspergillaceae. Bases 1 to 861 code for a protein of 286 amino acids. The record is from RefSeq and is a predicted model, not a curated record. The transcript has a single exon. Gene Ontology annotation, molecular function: protein binding.